Messenger RNA from Ilex paraguariensis (yerba mate), 1123 nucleotides. The record is from the annotation of a GenBank genome assembly. NCBI's taxonomy places the organism in Eukaryota, Viridiplantae, Streptophyta, Magnoliopsida, Aquifoliales, Aquifoliaceae.
AACCCUCUCUCUCUCUCUCUCUCUCUCGUACAGAAUCAAUCGAAUUGCAGCGAAAAUGGUGGACUUCGCUCGGGUGCAGAAGGAGCUCCAAGAGUGUAACAGGGACAUAGAAGUGUCAGGCAUUAGUGUAAACCCUAAAAGCGACAAUCUCACUCAGUUGAUUGGAACAAUCCCUGGCCCUCUUGGCACUCCUUAUGAAGGCGGCACUUUUACAAUCGAUAUCGUCUUGCCCGAUGGGUACCCUUUUGAGCCUCCCAGAAUGCAAUUUGCUACGAAAGUUUGGCACCCUAAUAUAAGCAGUCAAAGUGGAGCAAUAUGCCUAGACAUCCUGAAGGACCAAUGGAGCCCUGCACUCACACUGAAAACUGCACUCCUUUCUAUACAAGCAUUACUCUCUGCCCCGGAACCUGAUGAUCCGCAAGAUGCUGUGGUAGCACAACAGUAUCUUAGAGACUAUCAGACUUUUGUGGGCACAGCUCGUUACUGGACAGAGACUUUUGCCAAGACAUCGUCACUUGGCGCUGAGGAAAAGGUACAAAAACUUGUGGAAAUGGGCUUCCCUGAAUCUCUGGUGAGGAGUACUCUGGAAGUGGUUGGUGGUGAUGAAAACAUGGCGCUUGAAAAACUUUGCUCGGGCUAGAACUUGCUUUUAUCAUUCAUUUUCUGUCAUCGAAGUCUUUGUGCCGCAUGAAGUGGAAAAUAUACAGACACAAAAAGGAUCAAUCUAUAUAUAAGCUUUCUUUAAAGAUUGUUUUUCUGCAUGUUUUAAUUGCUUUGUUACUCAUCUGUUUCUUCGCUCCCUGUGAAUAUCCAAGUUCAUUGAAUACUAUUUUCUUUUUUUUUUGGGGUUUCGUAGAUAAUGAGGCGACUGGAAUAUACCUGACAUCAAGCUUGAGAGACCAACUAGAUACCAGCCAGUCUAGCAGGCUGGUGGUCAUUGAAUCAAUGUUAUUGUUAUACCCUAUUGCGGUCAAUUCCUGAUAUGAAGAUGUAGCUUCUAUAUCUAAUUUGCUAUAGAAAAUGCAGCCAGAAUAGACUUGUUCUGUAACCUUUGACUCUUUGAUUCUUUGAGAACAAGCAUAUCUAGAUAUGUUUUUCCCCCAUUUGCACUUUUUACUUGUUU